Molecule: messenger RNA, 2474 nt
Organism: Microplitis demolitor
Lineage: Eukaryota; Metazoa; Arthropoda; Insecta; Hymenoptera; Braconidae
Gene: Mcm5
Product: DNA replication licensing factor Mcm5
Exons: 3
Coding region: 170-2368 (732 amino acids)
Biological process (GO): DNA replication initiation; double-strand break repair via break-induced replication; DNA replication
Cellular component (GO): nucleus; MCM complex
Molecular function (GO): ATP binding; 3'-5' DNA helicase activity; single-stranded DNA binding
Source: RefSeq, a predicted model, not a curated record
CAGGUAAAAUAACCUCUACAGUUGUUUUGUUGUACUGCAAUUAUUGUACGUUUCCCGCCAAAUAAUCAUCGUAGCAUCAAGUUCUUAUUUACAUAAAAGAAUUGAAGUGUAAUAAUUGACAAGUGAUAUUUGAAUCAAAAGUUAUUUUUUUUUAAUUAUAAAAUUGAUAAUGAACGACUUUGACGCACCUCAAGUUUUUUUCUCGGACAAUUUCGCGUCUGAUGAGCAGCGUGAUGACCAGCUAAAACUGCAAACGUACAAAAGAAAAUUCAAGGAAUUCAUACGACAAUUUCAUGAAGGGAAUUUUAAUUACAAGUAUCGUGAUGCGCUUAAACGCAAUUACAAUUUGGGACAGUACUGGGUUGAAGUUAAUCUCGAAGAUCUGGGGGCCUUUGAUGAAUCGCUGGCAGAAAAACUGUACAAGCAGCCUACUGAGUAUUUGCCGGUAUUUGAGGAAGCAGCCAGAGAUGUUGCUGAUGAGUUGACGGCACCGAGACCGCUGGAUGAGGAAAAAGUUGAAGAUAUUCAGAUAUUGCUGUCUUCUGAUGGGAACCCGACAUCUCUGAGAGGCAUGAAGCCUGACAUCGUGUCCAAGUUAAUAAAAGUCCCUGGAAUUGUCGUGUCUGCAUCAGGAAUCAGGUCCAAGGCUACGAAAAUUUCAAUCCAAUGCAGAUCUUGCAGGACAAUACAAAGUAAUAUCCCAAUAAAACCAGGUCUAGAAGGAUAUGCUUUACCAAGAAAAUGUACAACAGAGCAAGCAGGAAGACCCAAGUGCCAACUAGAUCCAUUCUUCGUGAUGCCAGAUUUGUGUCGCUGUGUUGAUUUCCAAGUACUGAAGCUCCAAGAGUUACCAGACAACAUUCCUCAAGGAGAGAUGCCGCGACAUUUGCAACUUUACUGCGAUCGUUACCUCUGUGAUCGUGUUGUACCAGGUAACAGAGUUCUUAUUUUGGGAAUAUACUCCAUCAAAAAGGUCUCGGGAUCUGGGGGCAGACGUGGGGGACGAGAAAAAACACUUGUCGGCGUACGAGCUCCAUAUCUUCGUGUAAUCGGUAUUUCUGUCGAUGGAGAAAAUACCGGGCGCGGUACUCAGCCAGUUAUUACUAACGAAGAAGAAGAUAUGUUCAGACGUCUGUCAGCUGAUCCAUUGAUUUAUGAAAAAAUAGCUAAAAGUAUUGCACCGAGUAUUUUUGGUGCUGCUGAUAUUAAGAAAGCCAUUGCAUGCUUGCUGUUCGGAGGCUCGAGAAAACGUAUGCCUGACGGAUUAUGCAGAAGGGGUGACAUCAAUGUCCUGAUGUUGGGAGAUCCAGGUACUGCUAAAUCUCAGUUAUUAAAAUUCGUUGAAACUGUAGCGCCGAUUGGAAUUUACACUUCGGGUAAAGGAAGUUCUGCUGCUGGUUUAACAGCUUCUGUAAUUCGUGAUCCCUCAUCCAGAAACUUUGUCAUGGAGGGAGGGGCCAUGGUACUGGCAGACGGUGGUGUAGUUUGUAUUGAUGAGUUUGAUAAAAUGAAAGAAGACGACAGAGUUGCGAUCCACGAGGCCAUGGAACAGCAGACAAUCUCCAUUGCCAAAGCUGGAAUCACAACGACUUUAAAUACUCGGUGCUCAGUACUUGCCGCGGCUAAUUCAAUCUUCGGUCGCUGGGAUGACAUCAAGGGUGAUGACAAUAUCGACUUUAUGCCCACGAUUCUUUCACGUUUCGACAUGAUUUUCAUUGUCAAAGAUGAACAUGAACAAUCGCGUGAUAUAACACUCGCUAAACACGUUAUGAACAUUCACGCAAACGCUGGCCAAGUCACAGAUCAAGCUACUGAAGGCGAAUUACCACUUGCUGUACUGAAAAAAUAUAUUCAAUACUGUAGAUCGCGUUGUGGGCCACGGCUGAGCAAAGAAGCUGGUGAAAAACUUAAAAAUCGCUAUGUAUUGAUGCGUGCUGGUACUCACGAGCAUGAAAAAGACACCGAGAAGCGGCUGUCAAUCCCAAUAACUGUAAGACAGUUGGAAGCGAUCAUAAGAAUAUCUGAAUCUUUGGCUAAAAUGCGGUUGGCACCUUUUGCCACAGAAGUUCACGUCAGCGAGGCUCUUCGACUCUUCCAAGUAUCAACUCUCGAUGCAGCAGUCUCUGGAUCACUUGCAGGCGCCGAAGGUUUCACGUCCGAAGCAGAUCACGAGAUGCUUGCUCAAAUCGAGAAACAAUUGAAACGACGAUUUGCCGUUGGCUCUCAAGUGUCUGAGCAAAGUAUCGUCAACGAUUUUAUGAAACAAAAAUUUGCAGAACGCGCUAUUUUAAAAGUUAUCCACACGAUGAUUCGUCGUGGCGAACUGCAGCAUCGCAUGCAGCGUAAAAUGUUGUACAGACUUAUGUAAAUUAUCAUUUAAAUUAAAAUCACUAAUUAAUUAAUCAUUUAGAUAUUUAAUGGUCGUAAAUAAUUUUUUUUUAUUUUUAUAAAAGCUAAAAAUGCCGACAAUAAAU